CAGCGUUUAAAUUGUUGUUGAGUCGUGUUGUGCUGCAAGCUACGGCUCCCGGUGCCGGCCGGCGUCAGUCAUCAGUGCGCACGAAGCCCCCGCCGGUAGCGCGUGUGUUGCGUCUCGACGCUUGUUCGCGCGUAAACAAACGACCACUCUCGUAUGUUAAUUGUUAAAGGAUUUAGCGAGGUUUUUGUUGUGUUAAUUAAAGUAUUAUUUAAUACACGUCUUCUUCGAGCAACAGAUCAUGCGACAGGUCCGUAACGAGAGCAUAUAGUGAGCGUCUGCGAGCAACACAACAACCAAAGAACUGCAAUGGAGAAUAUGUUGUCGACGCUUGCGCCGGCGGCGGCGGCGGCAGUGGGCGCGGACUGGUACAACACGACUGUGGCGGUCAACGCUACUGCGGGGGUUGAGGUAGCGGCCAGCCCGCUCCGGCAUGGUGGGCGCGUGUUCAUGGCGCUGGUGAAGGUGGUGUACGCGGUGGGCAUCGUGGGCAACGCGGCUGCCAUCGUGGCGCUGCGCCGCGGGGAGCGCCGCGUACGCAACCGCAAGCACCUGCUACUGCUCACCAGCCUCGCCGCCAACGACCUCGUCGCACUCGUGGGCAUGAUGUGCGCGAUGGUGGUGUCCGAGCAGGUGCCGGGCGCGCGCAAUACGCGGGCCUAUUGCGCGGCGCGAGUGCUGCUGCGUGUGUUCGGCGUGGGCAGCGUCUGCAUCGCGGUCACCAUGGCGCUCGAGCGAUACCUCGCGCUCACGAGGCCCUUCCUCUACCAGAAGCAAGUGACGUAUUACGUGAUCCGCACGGCGUUGCUGGUGUCUUGGGCGUGGGCUGCGGCGCUAACGUGCGCCCCGGUGCUGGGCCUCGGCCUCUACUACGACGAGGCCAACCGCUGCUGCACACGCUACCGGAACGCCGUCACCCCUGUUGACUUCGCCUACGCCGUCUUCUACGUCGCCUUCGGCACGCUGCUGUGUGCGGUGCUGGUGUAUUGCAACCUGGCGGUAAUACGCGCGUUGUACGCCAUCACGCUGGGCGGCGGCACGGUGCGGCGUGUGUCGCGCACCAGCUGCCGGCGGCAGGCGGGCCGACCGCCCGGCGCGCCACCCGCACCACACAAUGCUGCCACCGCCGAGGAGGUCGCCUUCAGCCGCCUCAUGGCCACGCUCUCCGUGCUCUUCAUGAUCUGCUGGCUGCCACAGAUGGUGACAUCAGCGCUGUAUCUGGCACUGGGGCCGGCGUCGUGGGGCCGGCUGGCGUCGCUGGGAGCGCUCAGCGACGUGCUCAUGCUGCUCAACUACGUGCUAGACCCCGUACUGUACGUGCUCAUGCGCCAGCGCCGCCUGCUCUCCUGGCCGCUCUGCUUCAAGCGGAACCACAAGACGUCUACGGAGUCAAUGAAGACGUCUUGCUGCCCGCAGGAGACCGUGGUGGUCAGUGACAGUGGCAGCGAGCUUAAACCCCUCCGCGCCGCACCGUGCCCUGCGCAGUGCCCGACGCUUGUUCGCCUCGACUGACACACGCAAGCGAGGCGCACGCAGCGCAUGCCGCGCACGUCGCGCAGCUCUGCGGAUAUACACGCAAACCAGCGGGCAAUGUCUACUUGCGUUGAUCGUCCACAUUUGUUUCAGUACAAGCGAUAUUGAAUUAAAGUUUGAGAGAAAAUUGCUGUUCUCUUAGUACAAUAUUUUGUAAGAGAAUUUUGACAAUGCUAUAAAAAUGUAUCCGUUUCGUGUUUGGAAUCCAAUAAUUUAUCGUACGUGGACCAAAUAAUCGAAGCUUUAUUAAUUUACCUGAUCUUGCAGUAAUUUAAAUAAUAGACUUGUUUUAGCGCUUCUGCAUAAUUAAUAUUAACAUAUUCGUAUGUUAUGUGAAACGAGCUAGUUUCGUGAAAUAAAGUCAAUAGAAAGCACAAAACCAAUAAUUACACUUAUGACUUAAAACCAAAGUAAUGUAAUGUCUAUUCUCAGAGAAACAAUUUUUCACACAGUUAUAGACUACUACAUCACGACUGAUCAUGAGGAUAAUAAAAAGAAAGAGAAAGAAAACCGUGCAUCUGUCUCUCACCGAAGUCUCGACGUCUUCAAUAUCAGUAACUUGUUCUUGUUGUGUUCUUACUAAAUUUCACAACAUGCGGUAGUAUUACAUAUAUCGUUUAAGUUAAUGUUUCUGUAAAGUUAUGUAAUUAACAAAUCUUCGUAGUUACGCGAAUACCUACCGAUCGUGAAACUAGUCUUAAAUAUAACUUUAACGUAAGUAAAUUUGGUACUUAGGGAUAGUGUAAGUGUUGUGUCUUUAAAUGUAUAAACAUUUCAUAUUAAAUUAAUUCCAAGCAUCUCAUUUAUAUAUAGGAAUAUAUUAUAUUUACAUAAGU
Papilio machaon (common yellow swallowtail) is the source of this 2366-nucleotide messenger RNA. RefSeq names its product prostacyclin receptor. Bases 307 to 1509 code for a protein of 400 amino acids. Gene Ontology annotation, molecular function: G protein-coupled receptor activity. Lineage: Eukaryota; Metazoa; Arthropoda; Insecta; Lepidoptera; Papilionidae. Gene Ontology annotation, biological process: positive regulation of cytosolic calcium ion concentration; inflammatory response; adenylate cyclase-activating G protein-coupled receptor signaling pathway. The record is from RefSeq and is a predicted model, not a curated record. Gene Ontology annotation, cellular component: plasma membrane. The transcript is spliced from 7 exons.